AUGUAUCUAGUCGAAAAAAUUCAUGAGCAAAUAGUAGACAGUAAGAGGGGCCCACCACAAGUGGUACUAUCCGAUUCUGAGUCAAUGCUCAGUGACUAUGAGUUGGUGAUCACAAAGGAGCCCAGUGUCAAGCCUCAGGUUGACUCACCUUUGAGGCCUUGGCGUACCAAGUGUUUCAACACUGGAAAAGUUGGAUCAGCCUCUCAGUUAAGGAAGGUUGGGGAUGCUGUGAUCGAUGCUCCAGCAAGACGCACUGGUAAGGGACAACAGUUUGUUAUACCUGAUGGAGAGCCAGAGAACAUCAUAGCACCAUCUCCAGUGAAAAAGAGAACUUGCAUGAAGGGUAGUAAAGCAGCUGUACCGGCGGUUAGGAUACCAGAUCCAUCCGAUGAUACAGAGAAUGGUGGAAGGUUCAGGUUACAGAAGAACCCCAUUCCUCCAGGUUACGUCAGUUUGCAGCCAUUGGGGUUGGAGGAGCAUCCUGGGUGUCCGUAUGCAACUGCACGGGUAUGGGUAACCCGCACGGGUCACAGCGCAUGUAGACUCGGCUCUGGAUGGGGAGUCGCAUUCCAUGUUGAUCCUCCUUCGAGCUUGAGCCAUGCUCCUGCCAGUGUAUCUGUAACCCGCGGGUACACCCUUGAUGGGUUGUACCCUGGGUCCUUACUUCGCUACCAACUGUGCAACCCAUACCCUUGCUGUGGGUGUGGGUUUACCUCAGGGUGCAGGUGUCCAAAAUCUUAUAUUCAGCAGGACCAGCCAAAAACAAUCCACCUGGUGUCGGUUGUUAAGAUGGGAGUGAAGUGGGCCGCUUCUAGAGGCUACUGA
This is a messenger RNA of Suillus plorans, 825 nucleotides long. RefSeq lists its product as uncharacterized. The record is from RefSeq and is a predicted model, not a curated record. The transcript is spliced from 9 exons. Bases 1 to 825 code for a protein of 274 amino acids. NCBI's taxonomy places the organism in Eukaryota, Fungi, Basidiomycota, Agaricomycetes, Boletales, Suillaceae.